AUGAGUGUAUUAAAAUAUAUAAGAAAAAAUUUGUAUAUUCUCUUUUUCUUAUAUAUUUUGUAUAUAUAUUCAAGAUGCUUGUGUAAUAUUAGUCUUCAUCCAUCGCUAGCCGAUUUUUUUGUAGAAACAUUUCGAGAUAAUAUUUUUAUAUCGACAAAUAAUGUUAUAAAUAAAAAGUUAAUUAAUCUUGAAUGUUCUAGUGAUGAUUUAUUAGAAUGUCACCAUAUAAACAAGGAAGAAAAGCAUAAAACGAAUAAAACAAAUAUAAAUGUAAAUAUAAAUGUAAAUAUAAAUACAAAUGUAGAUACAAAUGUUGAUACAAAUGUAAAUACAAAUGCAAAUACCUAUAAAUAUAAUUAUUACGAUGAAAUAGACAUACAUAAUAAAGGAAGUGCAAAUAAAUUUCAUAUAAAAGAAAACCAUAAAAAAUAUGUUUAUAUGUAUGAUGAAUACCAAGAUAUUAAAUACAGUUAUUUACAUACAAACCCUUUUUAUAAAAUUACAAAAAAAGAUAUAGAAAACAAAAAAGAAAGUGAACAAUAUAUAUAUAAAAAAGAUAUAGAAAAUAAAAAAAAUGAAAAUAUAUUUUAUAAAAUAUUUUCAUCUUUUAUAAAUAUUAUAUUUCCUAUUUUUAAAAGAAAAGAAAAAAAUGAAAUUACAAAUAUUCAAAAUAAAUGGUAUUCACCUUAUAUUAUUGAUUAUAAAAAAACAAAUAUUUUAUAUAAUACAGAUAAUUCAUCUAAUAAUUAUUAUACUGAUAAAAAAAAAAAUAAAGUUAAAGGAUUAAGUUUAUCUGAGCAUAUAGGAAAUGUUAACGAUACAUCUGUAUUAUUACCUUUAUCACUUGCAAUAGAAGAAUUAAAAUUUAAUAAAAUAUUUAAACAUGUAUGGGAGGGAACAUAUAAAAAUACAGUUUUUUUAGAAAACACAGCACCAUUAUCUAGUCACCAUAAUGAGAAAAAAAAUAAUUUUAAUAGUAUAAAAAUUACUUAUAAUGACACUAUUAAAGAUGUCAAGGCUCUUCAAGAAGAGGAACAGGUGUUAUUAAAACGUGGAACGAACAAUAUGAAAGGAGAUAAAAGAGAAAUGAAAAAGGAAAAUAUAAAACAAUCAGAAAAUACAACUAUGACCAUAAACAAAGGAGAUGUCAUCAACACAAGAAGUGAUAACAACAAAAGAAAUGACAACAAUAAAAGAAAUGACAACAACAAAAGAAGUGACAACAACAAAAAAAGUGACAACAACAAAAAAAGUGACAACAAUAUAAAUAACAAUUAUCAUUUUAGUCAUUAUAAUAAUUAUAAUUAUCUUCAUGCUUCUGAUUCAUCACAGAAUCAUCAUAUUCAUCAGGGGUCGAAAAAAUUAAAACAUUUCUUAGACUACAAAAAAAACUCACUGCUUUUAAAAUAUAUUAAAAAAUCGAAUAGACAAAAUGAAUAUUUUAAUAUUUUAAAAGUACUAGAAAAUGAUGUACCUUUAGAGAGUGCUAGUAAUAUUUUAGAAUCCUUAGAUAUAAAAGAAGAAAAUAAUUUUGAAGAAAUAUUUAAAAAUAAUAAAAAUGUAAAUGUAGGUAUAUGUACUAGAGAUACAUUAAAAGAAAUGAGAAAACCGCUUUUUUUGUUUUCUCUUAUUUUUAAUAGAAUAAUAGAAAAAAAAAAAAAAAAACUUCAUUUAAUUUUAUUAAACAAGAAAUAUAAAACACAUGAUAAUUUAAAAAAUAAAUAUGGAUAUACUUCAAAGUAUACAUAUGGAUGUAUUUUUUUAAGGUCAAUAGAAAAUUCAGAAAUGGUUAUAUCUCUAAGAAAUAAUAAACAUAUGAAAUGUUCUUGUAAUAAUGAAUAUGAUAAUAAAAAUAAUAAUAUUUAUAUUGAUAAUUAUAAAAAGAAUGAUAAUAAUAUAAAAACUUUAUCUCAUAAUAAACAUAUAAAGGAAUAUUGUAACAGCGAUGAUGAUUAUAACUCGUGUAAUAAUAAAUAUUUAUAUAAUCCUUAUGAAAAGGAAAAUAAAUCAUGUUCUUGUUCUAAUAAUGAAGAUGAUAAGAAUGAUAUAAAGGUGACAGAUGAUGAAAUAUAUAAAGAAUGGAAAGAAAUGAACAAGACAUAUAAAAAAGGAAGAGACAAUAAUAUGAAGAUAUUCAUGUUCUCUACAAAUAUGUUAAAUAAAGUUAAUACAUAUAAAGAUUUUAAUUAUUAUAAAAAUAUUUAUAAAUUACAUGUAGAUUAUAACGGUGUAUGUAAUCAUAUAAUUUUUAAAUAUAAAUAUAAUAAAAGUAAAUUUCUAGAUUUCAUAUUUAAUACAAAUAUUUGUUAUAAUAAUAAUUAUAGAAAUGAUAAUAUACAUCUCAGUUAUUCUAACUGUAAUGCAAAAACAGAUAUUAUUUUGAGUGGUUCAUGGGUCUAUGGAAUGUCCAAGAAAAAUGACUUAUCUCAUAAUUUUUUGAAUAAAAAGAAAAAAGAAAAAAAAAAAAAAAAAAAAAGUACAAAUGAUAAUAAAAAGAAUGAUAUGUAUGUUAAAGGGAGAUCAUCUCCAUAUGAUAAUUCGUAUUUGAAUAAUGUGAAUGUAGAAAAUAUGAGUGGUGCCGAUGAUAUAAAUGAUAUAAACGAUAUAGAUGAUAUAAACGAUAUAGAUGAUAUAGAUGAUGAGGAUAAUAUAGACGAUGAUGAUAAUAUAAGUGAUGUCAAUCAUAUGAGUAAUAAUAUUCAUUAUAACGAUAAUAUUCUUAACGAUGAUGAUAUGAAUUACAAUUAUGAUAUUGACAGUGUGCACAACAACGAUGCUACUAAAAAUAAUAAUAAUAGUAAUAAUAAUAGUAAUAAUAAUAGUAAUAAUUUUAGUAAUAAUCAUCGACAUAAUAAUAAUAUUCUUUAUGAUGAUAAUAAGGAAUAUCCUAACAACGAUUAUAAAAAAUACUGGAGUAGUAAUUCUAUACCUAAUAAUUUUUAUUAUGAUAAGAAUAAUAAGAACUUAUCUGAUGGAAUAAAAGAUGAGAAAGGGAAUAUAUAUUGGAAUGAACAAGUAUUAAAUUAUAGAAUAUCAUCGUUACAUCGAUAUAAAAGGAUGAAGUUAUUAAAUUUUAAAAGUAAAAUAAAUGAAGAGAAAAAUGUAUAUUCCUAUUUAAUUAAUAAUACAAUAAAUAAUAGUGAUGAUAUAUUAUUAUUAUCUAAAAAAGGAAUUAUUGAAUUUAAAAAUCCUAUUGUAUUAAAUGAACUUUUGAUAGGUUUCUCUUCUAAUCCUAUAUAUGAAUAUAUAUGUAAAAAAAAAAAUAAUAAAUCUAUAAUAAGUUCAGAUAUUAAUAUAUUGAAUAAUAUGAAAGAUAAAAAAAAUGAUAAUUUUAAUUUAGAUGAAUAUAUGAAUAAAAUAUCUUGUGGAUAUAAUAAACCACAAUAUUUUUAUAUUUUUUUUCAUUUCUAUUUAAAUAAUACUAAAAAAUAUAAUAUUGUCUUAGAGAUACAUGUAGAUUAUUUUAAAAAAUUUAAAGAAUAUAAAGAUAUUCCUUUUCAAUAUGUUAAUGUAUUAAAUUAUUUAAGAGGAAAUAUACAUUAUUAUAGAAUUAAUAAGAUACACAUUGAAUAUUCUCUCUCACCAUUUAUAUAUAAAAAUGAAUAUUUUGAUCAUACAAUAAUGCCUUUCUAUAUCUCUAUAAAUAGUUUAAUAGUAAAUGAAAGUCGUAAGGUUUAUAAUUAUAUCCCUAUAUUUUUUACUUCAAAAAUUAACUUUCUACAAGUUAUUAAUAGAAAUAUGAAAAAUAUAAGAACUGCCUAUAAUAUGAAUGUACAAAAUAAUAAAAGGAGUCACAAAAAAAAUGUAUCUGAUGAAAAUGAUAUUAAUAUAAACACUACAGGUUCAAAUCAUGCUAACAAUCAAUAUUAUGAAAAAAAAAAAAAAAUGAUCAACAGUGAUAAUAAUACUAUUGCUAGUGAUAGUAGGAGAAGGGCAACAUCAACAACAGCAACCACAUCUUCAACAAAUGAAAUACUGGGAAGUAAUAAUAAUAUAAAUGAGGGGACAUCAGAAAAACAUUUGAAUACUAACAUGUUUAAUAAAGUAUUCAAAUAUUUUUUAUCAAAAGAAAAUGAAGACCAACACGAAGAAGAAGAAGAAGAGGAAGAAAGAAAAAAUAGCCAUUUAAAAUUAAAAAAGAAAGAAGAUUAUUCUUAUUAUAUAUGGAAUAAAAAUAAUAAAAGAAAAAAUAAAAAUAUGAAUCCAUCUUAUAUUAACUUUCAUUCCUUUUCUUUUUUUACAUCUAUAAGUGAAUCCAUUUUUUUAAAACAUGUGAUACAAUAUGUAUGUAUUACAGAUAAGUGUAUAUAUAAACACAAUGCAAAUAAUAAUACAUUGAAGAAUAAAGAGAAAAAAAUAAUAAAUAAUAAAUAUGUAAAUGAUAUAUCUUAUAACAAUGAUAUGUAUGAUAUAUAUAAUAAGAAGGAUUUAUAUAUUGAUAAUAUUAAUAAUAUGUUUUAUAAACCAUAUAAUACAAAUAUUGUAUAUAAGAAUGAUAUACUUCUUAUAAAACCAAUAUUUAAUAUAUCUAAUAAAAAGAAAAGUAUAAUAAAAGAAGAAAUAAAAGAAUUAAGUAGUAUAGAAAAAGAUUAUUUACAGUUUUUAAAAAAUAAUUUAUCUAAAUAUAUAAGAGAUAAUAAAAAUGAUAUUAUUGCAUAUAAUAUGAAUAAUGUAUAUAAUUUUGAAUAUAUAAAAAAUAUGUAUAUAAUUCCUCCAUAUAAUAAAGGAAUAUUAAUAAAUAUUGAAAAAGAACAUGAACAAAUAUAUUUAGAUAUAUAUAAUAAUCUAUCUUAUUUAAAAUAUGAAGGUAUAAAUGAAAAAUUAUAUUAUAAUACAAAAAAAGAAUUAGAUAUCAUAUAUAUUUAUGCAGCAUUCUUACCAUUAGAAAGUGAUUUAUUCCAUUUUAAUUAUUUAUCACAAAAUAAUUUAACCUUAAAUAAAAUUCACAAACAACAUUAUAAAAUUAUUUUUAAAAAUGUUAUACCAUUUACAAAAUAUGAUGAUUUCUAUAACAUACAACAAAUACAUCCACAAGAACUUAUAGAUAUAAAUUCUUUGAACCUAAAAAGUAAUUCCUUUCCAACAGAUCUAAUGAAUCUAAAUCUUGAUGAUAAUGUUUAUAAAACAAAAAUAUUGGAAUUCAUACAAAAUAAACUUAAAACAGCUUUACAAAUGAAUUCAGACGAUAAAAAAAAAUAA
Molecule: messenger RNA, 5199 nt
Organism: Plasmodium adleri (nom. inval.)
Lineage: Eukaryota; Apicomplexa; Aconoidasida; Haemosporida; Plasmodiidae
Product: conserved Plasmodium protein, unknown function
Exons: 1
Coding region: 1-5199 (1732 amino acids)
Source: RefSeq, a predicted model, not a curated record